AAAUAAUCUUUUUAAUUCUGUGAUUCUGGCGAUUCAGUGCACCGAAAACAACUGCUUUGUCGGUCACCAGUUUGUGUCGCGUAUACAUCGACGUCACGGGGUGACGACCCGCCCAGACUGCUAAAACGACCCAAACCGUUAGAGUCGAGACGGGAUAGAAGUGUUCAUUGGGGAAAGACGCUCUAAUUCCGCGUACAAUGGAGAUUUCAAUAUUUACAGUGGAUGCGUUCACUAAUUUACCUUUCAAAGGAAAUCCUGCAGCUGUGUGUCCACUCAUGCAUGAGCUGACAGAUGAUUUGUAUCAGAAGAUAGCAGCAGAGAUGAGCCUGUCGGAGACAGCUUUCAUCACCAGGAUCAACUCCUCUGACACUUUCACCACAGGUCAGGCGAUAAAUGUUACUGCAUUCAUCACCAGGAUCAACCCCUCUGACAGUUUCGCCACAGGAUCGAGGUUCCACCUCCGAUGGUUUUCACCAAUCACUGAAGUGAAUCUUUGUGGUCACGCUACUCUGGCCUCUGCAUCUGUGCUGUUCAAGCAUAUGAAGAAUGAGAAUCCUGUAGUGGUGUUUGAAACAAGGGGUGGAGACCUGGCUGUGUCUCAGCGGGGGGACAGCUACAUUAUGGACUUUCCUCUCAACCCUCCCAUGAAGCAGGAUCCGAAUGAGUUCAGUGACACCAUCAAGGCAAUAGUUGGAAACAACCCUGUCCAGGAUGUUUGUCUGAACACCAACACAAAGAAACUGAUGAUUCGACUAGAUGACAGCUGUGAAAGGUCAGUGCUAACAGGCCUGAAAGUGGAUCCUGCCGUUCUGGAGAGCAGUGAGAAGAGUGGACGAGUCAGAGGAGUGAUCGUCACCGCCAAGGGUUCUCCAGACUGCCAGCCAGGAUACGACUUCUACUCCAGAUACUUUGCUCCAUGGGUCGGUAUCCCUGAGGAUCCAGUCACUGGUUCUGCUCACACAGUCCUGGGUAGCUACUGGUCUAAGGAACUGGGAAAGAAGAAAAUGCUGGCUUACCAGUGCUCGAGUCGCGGCGGGGACCUGGAACUGGAAGCGAGAGAUGAUGGAAGAAUCAACAUAAUUGGACAAGCCGUCACUGUGCUGCAGGGGAAUCUCACGCUGUAGUCAUGAGACAUGAGAACGCAGCGCACAGAGAGUUCAAGAUGCUGAGAUAUUAUUACACAUGAACCUGUGCAGAGGUGCAGACUCAGUCUUUUUAACCAUUUAAUUAAUAUUCAUAAAAAAAAAAUACUGGACAAAGAAUAGUUUUAGAUUUG
Messenger RNA from Solea senegalensis (Senegalese sole), 1276 nucleotides. Its product is annotated as phenazine biosynthesis-like domain-containing protein 1. The coding region runs from base 198 to 1124 and encodes 308 amino acids. Gene Ontology annotation, molecular function: isomerase activity. Gene Ontology annotation, cellular component: cytoplasm. Gene Ontology annotation, biological process: biosynthetic process. The record is from RefSeq and is a predicted model, not a curated record. NCBI's taxonomy places the organism in Eukaryota, Metazoa, Chordata, Actinopteri, Pleuronectiformes, Soleidae. The transcript is spliced from 10 exons.